Ziziphus jujuba (common jujube) is the source of this 357-nucleotide messenger RNA. Its product is annotated as glucan endo-1,3-beta-glucosidase. The record is from RefSeq and is a predicted model, not a curated record. Gene Ontology annotation, cellular component: plasma membrane. Gene Ontology annotation, molecular function: hydrolase activity, hydrolyzing O-glycosyl compounds. Lineage: Eukaryota; Viridiplantae; Streptophyta; Magnoliopsida; Rosales; Rhamnaceae. Bases 1 to 357 code for a protein of 118 amino acids. The transcript has 2 exons. Gene Ontology annotation, biological process: carbohydrate metabolic process.
AUGAGGAUUUACGAACCACACAAACCAACUUUUCAUGAUCAGAAUCCGUUUGAUGCAUUGGUUGAUUCUGUGUAUGCAUCUUUAGAGAAAGCAGGUGGACCAAACUUGCAGGCUGUGGUAUCGGAGGGUGGUAGGCCAUCAGAAGGUGGUACUGAAGCAAGUGUUGGGAUUGCAGAGACUUAUUAUAGGAUUUUGAUCAACCAUGUGAAGAAUGGAAUUCCAAAGAGAAGUGGAGCUAUUGAAGCUUAUCUAUUUGCCAUGUUUGAUGAGAAUGGCAUGGAUGGUAAUGAGGUGGAGAGACAUUUUUGUCAAUUUAGUGCUGAUAAACAGCCCAAAUACCAACGUAGUUUCAAUUAA